AUGUUCAUAAGUUCUCUUUCCUGGAGUCCUUCGAACGAGCAUCACUUGCUUUCGUGCGCGUUCGACGGCGAAGUCAAGUUAUGGGAUACCAGAGGGAACGUCCCGGUGCACUCGGUGAAGGCGCACGAGGACAAGUGCUUCGCGGUGGACUUUUUCGGUCCGGAUACGUUUUGUACCGGCGGGAACGACGGGAAGUUGAAGUUUUAUACUCUUCCCAAAUAUAAAAUGGAUGAUGAGGAGGAUUAG
Bathycoccus prasinos is the source of this 246-nucleotide messenger RNA. RefSeq lists its product with no specific name. Bases 1 to 246 code for a protein of 81 amino acids. The transcript has a single exon. Gene Ontology annotation, molecular function: ubiquitin protein ligase activity; protein binding. The record is from RefSeq and is a predicted model, not a curated record. Gene Ontology annotation, biological process: proteasome-mediated ubiquitin-dependent protein catabolic process. NCBI's taxonomy places the organism in Eukaryota, Viridiplantae, Chlorophyta, Mamiellophyceae, Mamiellales, Bathycoccaceae.